Adineta steineri is the source of this 228-nucleotide messenger RNA. Lineage: Eukaryota; Metazoa; Rotifera; Eurotatoria; Adinetida; Adinetidae. The record is from the annotation of a GenBank genome assembly.
AUGGGAUCUUGGGCUGCAUGGAAUGGACAAACAUUUGAAAACUUACACAUGGUAUAUUGGGAAGGUGAUACAUGUUCGAAUGAACUAAAUCAAGAAUUAAUAGUUUAUGUUCAAUAUGGAAAGAAAAGCAGAAUUAUUUUAGUACGAGAAACAAGCCAAUGUAAACUUUAUAUGGUUUUUGAAACAAAACUCGUCUGUGAACAAUAUAAUUUAGAUGCAGAAAAGUGA